This is a messenger RNA of Dreissena polymorpha, 3541 nucleotides long. Its product is annotated as angiogenic factor with G patch and FHA domains 1-like. The record is from RefSeq and is a predicted model, not a curated record. NCBI's taxonomy places the organism in Eukaryota, Metazoa, Mollusca, Bivalvia, Myida, Dreissenidae. The coding region runs from base 172 to 3192 and encodes 1006 amino acids. Gene Ontology annotation, molecular function: nucleic acid binding; protein binding. The transcript has 16 exons.
AUUAAAUUCAACCAAACAACAACAACAAAACACAACAACAACAUCGAUGCGAAAAAAACAUUAUUGCCAAAUUGUUAUAACCAUUACUGUCUUGACGGAAAGCAACCCGACGGAAAGAAAUAACUGCUGAUUGAAAACAAACUGAAAGUCAUUCAUAUUCAAUGUGUAAAAAUGGCAAGGAAAAGUGAUGAGGAACUUUUGUGCAUGAUCAAAUCAACAGCUGAAGGAUCUUCCAUAACAACAGUUACAAGCUAUGCAGUGGAGGUAGGAUUUAGUGAAGAUUCUCACUCUGAAAAGAAAGAAAAUUUUAAUACUGAUAUUGCUGAUUUGAAUGUGAAGUUAAAGAGCACAUUUGAAGUUAAUCCAUCGACUGAUGAACAGUCUUGUACAAAUUAUGAGCAAGGUGUUUCAGGUGACACUAGAAAAGAGUCAGUAUCACUAGAAGAAACUGUAGGUAAAAAACUGAAGGCAGAACAAAAAAUCAAAAUGGCUGGAUGUGAGGAUAAAUGUGAUAGCCAUAAAAACUUGCAAGUCCACACAUCUACAAGUGGUGAAAGAGAAAAAACACAUACACUUCAACAAAACACAGCUAUAACUAUGGAAAGAGAUAACAAAAUGGAAUAUCAUAUAGAAAAAACUGUGAUUGGAGAUGUGAAUGAAUCAGACAUAGAAAGCAGCGAAUGUGAAAGUGAUGGUAGUUCUGACUUCCAUCUGCUUUCAAAAAGUGAGCUUGUUCACAGUCUGCAGGAGUGCAGGACAGAACUGAGCAUCACAAAGAAGAAACUGGAAGCAACACUCAGGCUGCUGAAAAAGUCGGAUGAUUAUAAUGAGGUGAUGCGAAAAAUGGUGGAGCAGCUAAGCAGUAAUAUUCAUAAUUCUAAGCACCGACACAUGGUGAGCGAGGGUGUACAGGUGGACACUGAACACCUUCUCAACUUAAGUUCAGUUAUAUUACCAAAAUGGAGCGAUGACAAUCUAAAGGCAGCUUCCAAGGCUACAGACCACACUAUGGCAGUGGACCAGCAGGCAGAAUCCAAUGCAUGUACACUAUCAAUAGCUGAAAGUAUCAAGCAAGCUGCUGAGUCUGUAAUUCAACAACAAGAGCAGGAUGAACAGGAGGCGAUGUUGAAACGGACUGGUUAUGUGUUUGAUCCUACAUCUAGUCAGUACUACCACCCAGAGACUGGUUACUACUAUGACCCUAAAACAACCUUAUUUUAUGACCCCUCAUCUGGCUGCUACUACUACUUCAACUAUGAAAAAGGAGAAUAUGUGUUCCAUGCACAAGUUGAGACACAGAGUAGUUCAUCUUUCCAGCAACACAGUUUUGCAUCAGAAAAUGCACCCCAGGUAUAUUACCAUGGCAACCAUGACAGACUGACCGGCUAUGAAGAGACGCACAAAAAUAGACGAGAGAGAAAGAAACUGGAAGAACAUCAACAUGCUGAUGAUCAUGAAGAAAAAGAGAAGGGGGAGUUAAGUGAAGAUUAUUUAAAAGAAAGGAGAAGAAGUAGAAAUAGACAUUCUAUGCGCACAAAUGAAAAACAAUGGCGGAAUCAGCAUAGUGGCUAUUUUGAAUUGCAAUCAAGGUCUAGGAGUAGUAGUAACUCUAAGCAAAGGAAAAAACGAAGAAAGCACAAAUCUAAAAGCAAGAAACGUCAUAGAAAACAUAGAAAAAGUGAUGAUGCUAAUAGUGAUGUGGAAAGAGUUGAUCAAUCAAACCAUUGUGAAGCCAAAAUGGAUAUUGAUGAUGAAAAUAAAGAUUUGGACAUGGGAACUCAAGAUAAUAGUAAGGAAGAAACAGACAUUAAUGAUAGCCAACCAAAUACAGACAAUAAAUGUGAAGAGCUAAGCACAGACAUAAAGGUUGAAGAUCUCAGUGAGGAUGACAACAAGAAGUGUCACAAAAGAAGACACAGUAAGAUAGGGUCUAAAUCCAAGCACAAAAAGAAGAAGCACAGUAAAAGGAAGAAAGGCCAUGCAAGGAAAGAUGAUAAUAUAGGCAUAGAGUCAGGCGAAUGUUGCGAUAACAGCUUAGAGCUGGAGGAUGUAUCAGAGGACUCUAGCCUUGACAGUGAGCUUGAAGACAAUUAUUGCUAUGAAGGUCAUGAAAUGGCCCCUCAGUUAGAGCAGCAAGGGAGCAGGACUACAGUGCCUGUGUAUGAUGAGUAUAUUACGAGUCAUGGGGAGGAGUUCAGCAUUGUUGCACCAGGCCUAACAAUGGGCACACAGGAGAAUGCAGAACUUGCUUCAAGCUGGCCCCCGUGUAUCCGAAUGAUAGUGACCACAUCUGACAGCUUGUCUGUGGGUACACUGUUCAUAGUUCCAUGCACCGGCUCUGUGAUUGGUCGAGAAAAAUGUGAUGUCAUCAUCCCAGAUUUGAAUGUUAGCAAAGAACAUGCAACAAUAUCUUACAAUGAACAAAGCAGACAGUAUGAAAUUGUCGACAAUGCUAGUCAAAAUGGAACCAUUGUUAAUGGAACUAGGAUUUCAAUGCCUAAAGUGAUGAGUGAUCCAGUAGUUUUGAGUCAUGGCUCUAACAUUUGGAUAGCAGGCACCCAGCUACUGUGUCACAUUCACAGUGGCACAGUGACCUGUGACAACUGCGAACCAGGCAUUGUAAUGUCCAGGCAUCAGUCUAGUCAAAACCAAGAACUUAAAGUGCUCACCAAAGAAGCCAAAAAGCUUAGACAAAGACAAGAGAUGAAUGAAAUAAAGAAGAAAUAUGGUCUAAAAAAUAGCAAGUAUGUGGAUGACAGAAAGGUUUUUAACAAGCCAGAGUACGAGGACAAGGCAGCGUUACGUCGCAAACAUGUCGCAUCUGAUACCUCUGAUUACAAGUCCUCAGCUCCAUCGUCCGUGCACAGGCCUAUUUCAAACGAUAACAUCGGACACAAACUACUCGCUAAGAUGGGCUGGAAAGAAGGAGAGUCCUUAGGAAAAGAUAAUUCCGGCAUUCAAGAACCGAUCAACGUCACUCUUCGUGCGAAUCAGAACGCGGGUCUAGGCUCUUUUGGCGCUGGGGGAUUUAGUAUGGACGACGUUGCUUCCACGGAUCUCACCAAGGCAUCCAGACGGGUGCAGGCACAACAGCGCUUUAACAAGAUAGAUAGCAACGGGGACGGUAAAGGAGGAAAACAGGGCGCUUUGAUGACAUGGACAAAAGGCGAUACGCAAUUCAGCAACGAUUAAAUCAGUUGCAGAUUCAAAUUUAUAUGUAUUAAUUGUAUAUUUACAUGUUGAUUACAAAUUAGAUAUUACAAUUUUAAAGUUUACAAUUUUAAAGUUAUACGUCUUUUUAUAGCAUUUUGCUCGAACACCGAAGAGAAUGCCCUUACAUUAUAUCCCUGUGUUCUGGCGUCCCACCGCGGACAUAGAUCAUGGGGCGUAUCACUUUACAUAUACGGAGGAAGCAGUGCAGUAAACCUUUGAAGACAUUCAUUCCUUAAAUACGCUUUUAAAACACAUUAAACGUGGUUUUAGUUCAUGUAAUGAUAUGUUGUAUAUUUUGCUUAUGAGGAAUUAAAUACUUCACAGUUUA